Penicillium longicatenatum is the source of this 1104-nucleotide messenger RNA. RefSeq lists its product as uncharacterized. The record is from RefSeq and is a predicted model, not a curated record. The transcript has a single exon. Gene Ontology annotation, molecular function: palmitoyl-(protein) hydrolase activity. Lineage: Eukaryota; Fungi; Ascomycota; Eurotiomycetes; Eurotiales; Aspergillaceae. Gene Ontology annotation, cellular component: membrane. Bases 1 to 1104 code for a protein of 367 amino acids.
AUGUUUACCAGCUCUCUUUCACCUCUUCUAGUCCCGCCCGUCAUCUUUGUUGGGCUUCUGGUUACUCUCUGGACAUGGAAAUGUUUCUGGAUCAUCGUGAUGCAAAACAAACUAUUAUACCUGUCCUGGCUACCACCAUUCUCCAGAUCGGAGCAGAUAUCGGAGUACAAGCGUGAAUGCAAGCCUGUUCAAUGGGAAGAAAAGCAACUUCGAAGUCUCGACGGAACAAAAUUAGCCAUCUGCGAGGGCUAUCUCCCCUCCGACAGUCCAAACCAAGUGGACGCAAAGAAAGCAAAAAAUGUUGUUAUUAUUUGUUAUUUUCAGGGCAAUGGCGGGUCAUUACCGCUCCGGUUACCGCUCCUAUCACAGUUCUUGAGUUCUAUCUCGAAAUCCAAGACUGCGCAGCCAGGACUCAAUGAUACACGCUAUAUUGUCGUGGCCUUGUCAUACCGAGGCUACUGGACAUCAUCAGGGACUGCAACGCAAUCGGGCAUUGAGCAGGAUUCCCUGGCGUUUCUCCACUGGGUAUCGACUACUUAUUCCUCACCGGAUACGAACUGUCAGAUGUUUCUGUGGGGUCAUAGCCUUGGUGCGGCUGUUGCAUCGUCCGCAAUGUCCAAAUAUCUUACCCGUGCAGAAGAUCCACUGGCCACAGGGGAUGGUCCUCUUAUUCCCAUAUCUGGGCUGGUCAUGGAGGCCCCGAUCUCCAAUAUCAAAGAUAUGCUAAUUGCCUUGUAUCCUCAAAAAUGGCUUCCAUAUCGAUACCUUUGGCCUUUCUCAUGGAAUACAUGGUGCACCUCAGCCUCUCUCGAGCAACUGGCUGGGUUGCGCCAUCGCGAUGCCAACCAACACAAAAAUCCCGCGAAUACCCCGCGUGAAGAUCGGAAUCGCUCCGUGCCCCCGAUACUCAUCUUGGCCGCCGAAAAGGAUGAAGUUAUCCCACCUCAAGUGGCAGGACAACUCGAACGGAGAGGCCAAGAAUUAGGACUGGAAAUUACGAGAAAGGAUGUCAUGGGAGCCAUGCACACCGAAUGUCCAAUGAAGAGUGAUGGAAGGGAGACACUGAUUAGGUUUAUUCUUGCGCAUACACGCGAUCUACGGUGA